UCUCUUUCUCUUUCUGAAUUGAGAGUAAAUAAUAAACCAACAAAAACUAUUUGUACUUAUCCUGGACCAAAGCAAAACUAGACACAUAAGAAACAAGAUAAAACAAAGGGGAGGAGGAGAAGAAGAGGAGGAAGAGAAGGGGCAGAGAAAGUGAAAUUAUUUGUGGUAUGAAAGAUGUUUAGGAGAAGAUCUCAUUAGGUGUUUUUAUUUUCAUUUUGCAUUUAGAUCCAUAUUUAAUACAAAUUUUCUUCUCUAUUGCUCUUGCUUAGUUAUUUGGAUACAUAUAUAUUCAAAUUUAUGUUUUAUAAUUGCAAGUUGUAGUUGUGUUGCUUAAAAUAAAAAUAUAGAAGAGAAGAGAAAGUAGAUUUAUAGAGAUAGAUAAGACGGUCACUUUCAUUGUGAUAGUAACCAGAUGGUUUAUGUUGUUUCCUUUUUAUUCUUCUUAAUUUUCUUGCUUCCUUAAUCACAAACAAACCCUAAUCUUUGGAGAUAUUGAGUGUCUUGUGUAUUUCUCUUUCUUUCUUUCAGAGGUCUCAUUUCAUCCAUCCGUACUAGUACCACUAGUUUCUCUAGAAUAUAAACCAUAUUAGGGUCCCACUUAAAAAACACCUUCUCUACAACAAUCGGUGUUGAUGAAGACCAUGCAUGGAGAUGGUACUGAACAAAAUCAUCAAGAGAAUGAGGAAAAACAUGAUGAAGAUGAUAGACGAAGAAGAAGAGAUAUGUAUGAACAAAUAAAUCCCAGUAAUAACUAUGAAAAUACGAUGGAUUGGGAAGAUGAGGUUAUAGGUGCCGAAGAUCUGUUGCAUGUGGAUGAUACGUUAAUGUCUUACGGAGAUUUUCCACAUUUACCUGAUUUCCCGUGCAUUUCAUCUCCAUCCUCAUCUUCUAAAUCUUGUUGUUCUUCUUCUGCACCACCACCAACUUCUUCUGUGAGUCAACGUCAGCACCAUGGAUCAGUUACAUGCAGGAAUAAUUCAUUUCCAUCAUCAUCAGCUACAUCUUCAGCAUCUUCAUCGGCUUCUUGGGCAGUUGGUAAGUCGGAUCAUAAAGAACGUAGUGCUGUUGAUGAGAAAACUAAAAACCAAGAAUAUCAUGAAAAUCGUUAUGGUAACUUAUUAUCUACUACUGAUUCAAUGGAGAUUCAACAAGAUGAGCUUAAUAGAUUAGAAUCUGGGGACUGCAUGGAUGUUAUGGAAGGUUUUGGUGAAAUAGGUUUGUUUGAUACUGAUGAUAUUUGGGACCCCUCUUGUUUAUUUCCUUAUGAAGAAGAAGAAGGGUUUCAUCAACCCAAAGAAGAUCAGAAGUGUUUGGUGGACAGAGAAACCGAUGAUAAUGAUAACGAUGGUGAUCAAAAGAAGAACAAUAAGCCAUCUGAAGAUCUUGCUUUGGUUUUCUUGGAAUGGCUAAAGUCAAACAAAGAAACAAUCUCCGCUGAAGAUUUGAGAAGUAUUAAACUUAAAAGAUCUACAAUUGAAUGUGCAGCUAAGAGACUUGGUGGAGGAAAAGAAGGAAUGAAACAGCUGUUAAAACUAAUACUUGAAUGGGUUCAAAACAAUCAUCUUCAAAAGAAAAGAUUGAAAGAAGGCCAGGCUUCAUCUUUUCCUUCUUACAGCAGUCAGCAACAGCAUCAAAAUCUUAACCCUAAUUCUCAUGAGUUUAGUUCAUUCACUCCUCCUGAAUCUAAUCCUGCUUGUUUUGUACCAACUGCUAAUCCAUGGAAUGUCUCACGAAAUCCACCACCAGUAGUACCUCCAUCAACUUAUGUGUCUGAUACAAUGACAUCGGGACUUGCAGUUUAUCCACCACCGCCUCCUCCACCACCCAUGCAUAAUUUCAUCAAUGGAGAUCCUCUUGUGCUCGUUCCACAUUUCAAUCAAAGUCCUAACCCAUCUUCAGCGGACUACAUGUUUGAUGCAUCUUCCCAUCUUCAAAAUUGGCGGCAUCAUCAGCCACCAACACCAACACAUCAUUUCUCACUCUCUUCUCAUCCCUACAGUGCUUCGAAUCAUCAUCAAGAUCCUCAUGCUCAUCAUCUUCAACAACCACCGCCACCUCCACCUCUGUCGAGAUCUUUCUCGAACUACCAUCAAAAUCAGUAUCAAUCAUGUCAUCAAAUGUUUCAGGGCAGUAAUACCACUACUAGUGAUGGAUCAUUAAUUAGGUUAGGUUCUUCAGCAACCAAAGAAGCAAGAAAGAAAAGAAUGGCUAGACAAAGGAAGAUUUUUUCUCAUCAUCAGAGACAUGCUCAAAACAAUCACCAAACAACGGACCUACAACAAACUAGGGUUUUGAAUGACACAACAACUCAUCAUCAAACUUUGAAUAAUUCAGCUAAUUGGGUAUUUUGGUCUCCGUCUCCACCGCCACCCACAACUGUUUGUGGUUCGUUGUCCCCGAUGAUGAUGGUUUCGGAAGGUCCGUCACUAACUGUAGAUCCACCACUGCAACCCACGCAGUCUCCUCCUAAUUAUCACAAACAUAUCAAUAUGGAAAACCGACGCCAAGGUUGUAAACCUGCUGAGAAGAACUUGAAGUUUCUACUUCAAAAAGUUUUGAAACAAAGUGACGUUGGUAACCUCUGGAGGAUUGUUCUCCCAAAGAAAGAAGCUGAAAAGUAUCUACCGGAACUUGAAGCAAGAGAUGGGAUCUCAAUCGCUAUGGAAGAUAUCGGAACAUCACGUGUGUGGAACAUGCGCUACAGAUUUUGGCCAAACAACAAGAGUAGGAUGUAUCUCCUAGAAAACACAGGGGAUUUUGUGCGUUCCAAUGGCCUGCAAGAAGGGGAUUUCAUUGUUAUCUACUCCGACAUCAAAUGCGGCAAAUUUAUGAUUCGAGGUGUGAAAGUAAGACAACCAGGGUCUAAAUCUGAAGCGAAGAAAUCAGCGAAGGCUAAUAGGAACCUCCAUGCAAACUCCCCAAUGUGUGAGGGGCCUUCUGCAUCCAUGAUCAAGCAAGCUGUUGCUUAGGAUUUGGAUAUCCAGUAGACUGAUCACCACAACAUACAUGCUUGAUUUCUCUUCGUCAAUCUCGUGCAUUUUGUAUGUCUAGUAUAUAUAGUGUAGAUAUCGUACAGUGAGGGAGAUGAAGAAAAAAUGGCGUUUCACACUUUCUAGAUGACAGUAAAUAGAAUCUUUCAUAUAUAAUUAGCUUCCCUUUGCUGGGAUGUGUCCUGCAUAACUCUAGCAAACUCAAGAUAUGCCUAGGGUUUAAAGUUUAGGGUAAUUAAUUAUGUGCAUGUUUAAGUAUUAAUUUCUUGUUGACUAUCUAGCCAUCUUUUUCUUUUCCAUCAUGACCGUAAUCACAAUAGCAUAU
Molecule: messenger RNA, 3315 nt
Organism: Papaver somniferum (opium poppy)
Lineage: Eukaryota; Viridiplantae; Streptophyta; Magnoliopsida; Ranunculales; Papaveraceae
Product: B3 domain-containing transcription factor ABI3-like
Exons: 6
Coding region: 633-2969 (778 amino acids)
Molecular function (GO): DNA-binding transcription factor activity; DNA binding
Source: RefSeq, a predicted model, not a curated record